AUGACAAACCCUCAAGAUAACCCUGAAACUCCCCCACCAGUGUCUCCCUCAAACACAUCCUCAUCUACACCCCCUAGUGAAAACCCCAAACCUAGGUUUCGCCGGCAGAAAAUGUUGGCAAGAAAAACUGUAGCUACUGGUUCUCUGAGAAUAACCCUAAAUGAAAAGUUGAGAGCUAGCCAGAAGAAAGAGAGCCCUGCUAAAGAAUCUGACUCAAGUUCUGAGUCUGAAACAUUUAUCUCUGCAAGCGAAGGAGAAGAACGUGGGUCUUCUGACACUGACAAAAAUCAAGAAACCCCUUGUGAGGAGGCUGAGUCUAGUAGAAGGGGAAAGAAAAAGAAAGACAAAAUACUUGCAAUCUGUGGAGGGGUAGAGGAAAGUGGCACCAAGUCAGGGGGAAGUGGGUCUGGUGAGGUUGCUGAAGGUCUUGUUCAUUUGAGUGAACAACAAGAUGAACCUAGUUCAUUUGUUGAAGAAACCCUGGCUGACAUCUUGAAGAAGGUUGGGGCCAGCUAUGAUCCAAAGAAGCGCAAGGCUUCUUCCCUAAAAGCUCCAAUUGCUUCCAUGCCAGCAAAGAAAAGCAAAGUGUCAUCUCCUAAGUCUACUGUCCCUUCAAAGGGAAGAGCAACUAGAAGCACGGUUAAACAAAGUGAGGAAGAGUUGCAGAAAGCACUGGAAGAAAACAGGAAGAAAAAGAGGCUUGUUGAAAGACCUGGAGGAGUCAGGUAUGAUAAGAUUGGUGGAUGCCCUAGCUGCCCAAGGAUGGAAGGACAUGGUCCUUCAAUUGGAUGGGAAACUUGCCAGGAAGGAGCUGAUUGA
Nicotiana attenuata is the source of this 819-nucleotide messenger RNA. RefSeq names its product ena/VASP-like protein. The record is from RefSeq and is a predicted model, not a curated record. The transcript is spliced from 3 exons. NCBI's taxonomy places the organism in Eukaryota, Viridiplantae, Streptophyta, Magnoliopsida, Solanales, Solanaceae. The coding region runs from base 1 to 819 and encodes 272 amino acids.